CCGGAACGAACUCUUGUUGAUGUCGCUUCUACUGUCGCCAGUGGGAAGACGUCUUCGACUACAUCCAGCAUACCGGCAUCAUGUCCAUCGUACCCUUGGCACCAAGAAACAAUAACCCAGCCUUGAACGAUUUGGAUUUGGCGGCCACUGAUCCAUUUGCAACGCCGACUGUCAGUCCACCUGAGUUACCAGCAGUACCAGAGCCAACAGCCCAGAGAACAUCACAUCCACGAAUACGGCAGUUGAACGAGCAUACUCGACUAGCCUAUGGACGGCUGAGCCAUGAGCAGGCGACAUACCCGUACAAGUCCGCGUCCGUGUCUUCAACAGGCGCCAGCUCAAACAUGACUCCAAUCUCAUCCAUUGAUCUUGAAAAGAGCGCGGCACGCGAAAGAGACGCAGAAUCGCCCAAGAGGCAUUCUCGAACGAGCAGGGACCCAGAGAAGGCCACGCAAAGCCCAGCUCGUGGGUCUCGAGACCAAUAUCAACGACCACAUGCCUCCAGACUCGCAUAUCUCGAAGACGACGACCUGGACAGAGAAUUGCAAGAGCAAAACGCAGUCAAAAUCCUGCUGUUCUUGUCAGGGCCAUGCAUUGGGCUCUCAUUCUUGAACGCAAUAUGGACAAUCAUAUCAUUACUCCUCACGACCAUGACCCAACCCGUGCGCCUCUGCGCCCGAAGACCGACGUUUGGCCAGCAAUUAGGCGGAUUGGUCGGGCCGGCAUUGAACCUGCAGCUGAAGAGCAUAUACACACCAUUACCACCACACGCGGACGAAGACACGACAUAUCGAUCCGGCAUGCUCGUUGCAGUAAUGCUUCUCUCACCAUUUCUGAGCAUGGGAAUCAUGCUUGCUGCGUGGGUUACGGCAGUCUAUUGGAUAUCUUCAGCCAUGGUCGGCGAUCCAGCUGGUCAGGACAAGCGAGAUGACGGGAGAGAGACGGUUAUGGCGUUACGGAAGUGGUGGGAACGUUGGCUUGUGCGGAGUAUGCGAGAAGAGCAAACAUAAUACCACCAGGAAAACAAGUGCAAAGCUGCACGCACGCUGAUGUCUGAUGAUUUGGUUAGCGAGGUGUUGGAGGCGUUUUCUGUGGAAAGCAUUAUUGAUACCAUAUCUGCUUUUUUGGGGGGUAACAAACAGUGUUGAAUAUCGCUGCGAAGAAAGCAGUUGUGCUACUCCUCUC
Molecule: messenger RNA, 1185 nt
Organism: Pseudocercospora fijiensis CIRAD86
Lineage: Eukaryota; Fungi; Ascomycota; Dothideomycetes; Mycosphaerellales; Mycosphaerellaceae
Exons: 1
Coding region: 81-1010 (309 amino acids)
Source: RefSeq, a predicted model, not a curated record